ACACGCACACAGGAUGGAUAAAUGUCGGUGGAGACUAAAGCAGCUCGCUAGUCAGUCCACAGGUCUUUAUCAGGUCACAGGUCGUUGCUGACCACGAGAAUGUUCCGCUCAAGCACCUUUUUGGUUUUACUUCUCGUGUCCUCCGUCCCUUCCUCACACGCCGCCUGCGCCCCGGUCUGCAGGGGCACCGGCGUCGUGGACGGGAGCCGCGUGCCCGACCCAAACAACUGCCACUACUACUACAUCUGCCUUCAGAACGGGGCCGACCUCGAGCCCUCGCCGGUGUCCUUCCCCUGUGAGGAGGGCACCGACUUCGACGCCUUGACCAGGACGUGCAAAGACCCAUCCUCGCCGGGCUUCAUGUGCGACAAAUCCUGUUUCAACUGCAACUACUACUGCAGCGAGAAGGACAUCAUCGCAGACCCGUGGGACUGCGGGACCUACUACUACUGCACGGAGGGCCUCCCGAGCCAGGGGCUGCCGUGCCCAGCGGAGAAGCCCUACUUCGACGGCGAUGCGUGCCAGACGGACGCAGGGAAGUGCUGCUCCUGCAUCUCGUACUGUUCCGCAGCCGACAGGAAUCGCCUGGUGGCCGACGUGUUCGACUGCACCAGCUACUAUUACUGCAACAAGGUAGGGCCUGUCGAGCCCUUCUUCCACAGCACCUGUCCUGCCGGGAACUUCGACUACAUUUAUCAGCGAUGUAGCGAGACGUACCCCUGCUUUGAACAAUGCUCAGAAGGAAGAACUAGAAAGUAGAGUUUAUAAUAAAGGCUAAUAUAUA
Molecule: messenger RNA, 784 nt
Organism: Penaeus vannamei (Pacific white shrimp)
Lineage: Eukaryota; Metazoa; Arthropoda; Malacostraca; Decapoda; Penaeidae
Cellular component (GO): extracellular region
Molecular function (GO): chitin binding
Source: RefSeq, a predicted model, not a curated record